This is a messenger RNA of Thamnophis elegans (Western terrestrial garter snake), 3204 nucleotides long. RefSeq names its product zinc finger protein, FOG family member 1 (gene ZFPM1). NCBI's taxonomy places the organism in Eukaryota, Metazoa, Chordata, Lepidosauria, Squamata, Natricidae. Gene Ontology annotation, cellular component: nucleus. Gene Ontology annotation, molecular function: RNA polymerase II-specific DNA-binding transcription factor binding. The record is from RefSeq and is a predicted model, not a curated record. Gene Ontology annotation, biological process: megakaryocyte differentiation; erythrocyte differentiation; negative regulation of transcription by RNA polymerase II.
AUGGGAGUUGAAGUCCACAGGCGGAAAGCAAGGUGUGCGCCAAAGACAGCAUCCCCGGCGGAGUGUUUUGGGGGGCCGUUCCCGGGAAAUAUCCACAGCGAACCUCCUUCUCCAGGACUGAGCGAGCCGCUGAACCCAGCCGUGACCCUGAUCCUGCAGGACGACACCUGCUGGCUGGCCAAGCUUUCCUUGGUCCCUGGCGAAGGGGAUGCCAAUUCGGUCAUCUACAAGAAAGAUGACUCCAUUUGGUGUAAACCACCAAGGCUCUUUCCGAGGGAAGCGCUGAAGGCGUUCGUCAUGGCCGAGCCGAUGGGGAUCCCCAACCACGCCGGGAAGAUUGAGGGCGGGGAGUCCACUCCCGCUGUCACUCUGCCUUCCGAAAUCCAGCUGCUUCCCCAGCAAGCGGGGAUGGCGGCUAUCUUAGCCACGGCAGUUGUCAACAAGGACGUCUUUCCUUGCAAGGAUUGUGGCAUCUGGUACCGGAGUGAGCGGAACCUCCAGGCGCAUCUGAUGUACUACUGUGCCAGCCGCCAGAACGCCACCUCGCCCACCCUGGACGAAAAGCCCAAGGAUGCCUACCCCAACGAGCGCAUCUGCCCCUUUCCCCAGUGCCAAAAAAGCUGCCCCAGUGCCAGCUCCUUGGAGAUCCACAUGCGCAGCCAUAGCGGAGAAAGGCCGUUUGUCUGCCUCAUCUGCCUGUCUGCCUUUACCACAAAAGCAAAUUGUGAGCGACACCUCAAAGUGCACACAGAUACCUUGAAUGGUGUCUGCCACAGCUGUGGCUUCAUCUCCACCACUCGGGACAUCCUCUACAGCCACCUGGUCACCAAUCACAUGAUCUGCCAGCCUGGCGCCAAGGGAGAGGUCUAUUCCCCAGGCCCCACCAUCCCUGCUUCCACCACUAAGCCAUUGGCCCCGGGCUUGAGUCCUCCGGGUUCAUCCCUCUGCGCUCAGGUGCAGCUUCUGUGGCUACGUGGCCAAUGGCUUGACCAGCCUCCAGCAGCACGUGGCCUUGCACAGCCCCGCAGUGGCGGCUCUCCCAACUCGGAGCUGAAAGCCGUUCAGCAGAGCCCACCAGAGACCCCCGCCAAAUCCCCUUUGCAAGAGGCGAGCGGGUCCCCGGAAGAGGAUGCGGGGGGCGCCUCUCCCCCCCAAGAAAGGAGCACUGCUGCCAGCUGGCUUGACGGGGCCCCCCCUGUGAAGGUCAAGGAGGAGCCUUUAGACGAGGAGGAAGAGCCGCGAGGAGACCCCCAAGAAGAGGCGGCUCCUGAAGCCGAGGCGGAUGCGGAUGCGUCCCCCAGGGCGCCCUCACCCCACAGCCUGCUCUCGGUGAAGGUGAAGUCUGAGAUCACCAGCCCCACACCAGGAUCCAGUCCGGUGCCCACCGAGCUUGGCGCCAGCACCUCCGGGGGCACCGUGUUUCUGCCCCAGUACCUGUUCGGCCACGAAGCCUCUGUGCUGCCACAGGCGUCCGAGAUCUUGGCCAAGAUGUCCGAGCUGGUUCACAGCCGCCUGAAGCAAGGCCACGGUGGGGUGCCUCCCGCCCUCUUCCCAGGCACCCCCGUGCCCAAGGGCGCCACCUGCUUUGAGUGCGAGAUCACCUUCAACAACAUCAACAACUAUUACGUCCACAAGCGCCUUUACUGCUCCAGCCGGCGCCUGGCGGAGGACAGCCCCUCCGUCCCACGCAAAGCCAAGGCGGCUCCCCCUGCGCCCAAAGGCCUCUCCGCUGCCGGGCCACGCCUCUCGCCUGGAGAGAGCAGCGCAGCCCCAGAGGGGGAACCGGAGGGAAACGCCACCCCUCCCGCCCUAGAGAUCAAGCAAGAGGUCAAAGGGGAGGAAGGCGCCGCCAAAGCCAGCCCCUCCCCAGAGACGGAUGGGACCGGGCGCAUCAGCGAGGGGAGCCCGAGCCCAGGGGCCAGCUCUGUGGAGGAACCAGAGGAUGACCCCAACCGGACCGUCUGCGAAGCCUGCAACAUCCGCUUCAGCCGCCACGAGACCUACAUGGUGCACAAGCGCUACUACUGCGCCUCCCGCCACGACCCUCCCCUGCGCCGGAGCAGCGCGGCCGGCAAGCUGCCCUUCCUCCCCCAGCCGAUCCGCACACGCAAACGCCGCAAGCUGUACGAGAUCCACAACGCCAGCAGACAACUGGGGGCUACCCCAGAGCUUCCCCGCCCUGAGGCGCCUCCCGUGGUCCCCUCUCUCAUUUCGGUGGUCAAGGCCACCCCGUCUCCCAGCUCGAGCCCAGAUGCCGAGGGCCCCAUCGACCUCAGCAAGAAGCCCCGGUUGAGCAGCGGGAGCCGGGUGCUCCCCGCCGCCCUCCUCCCCCUGGCGGACUACCACGAGUGCACGGCCUGCCGGAUCAGCUUCCACACCCUCGACAGCUACCUGGCCCAUAAGAAGUACUACUGCCCGGCCACGCCCUUGCAGACCAGCACCAUGGAGCAGCUGCAGAAGAUCAAGGGGGCCGUCCCAGCCCCUCGGAAGGCCCAAGACAGCCCGGAGGGUCGGGCGGAGGAACCCGAAGGGGUAUCGAUCAAGGUGGAGAAGGUGGUGCCUUCCGUGAGCCCCGUGGCUGCACCAGUCGGCUUCCCUGCCGCAGAGCCACUCCAGCUUCAGCAGCAGCGCCACCUGGAGGGCAAAGCUCAGCACCUCGCAGGCGCCAAGGUGCCCCUGGCCAUGUGCCCUUACUGCCCCGUCAACGGCACCGUGAAGGGAGACUUGGUAGAGCACUUCCGAAAUACGCACGGACUGUUUGUGACCAAAACAGCAGCAGGGCCCGCGUUGAUAGAGGCCACCCGGACGCUGGCGGAUGGCAGCCCGCUUCCCUCCCUCCCAGCCACCUCCCCGUCACAGCCGGCCCCCAGACUGCCCAAGGACAGCUUCAACGGCAAAGAGGCGCCCGUCCCUCCCCUGUCCAAUGGGAGCCCUCGACCCACAGCUUCUCCCCAGCCACUCCUACCCCUCUCCCCCUCCGUCCCCUUGCCCCUCUCCCCCCUGCCCGAGGCCCUGCCAGCACCCCCCCUUCCGGGCAUACGGACAAGCUGCGCAGACCCUUCUGGCAAAGGGCUGGCCACGCCCGUGGCCAACGGCAGCCACCGCUUUUGCCGCCUUUGCAACAUCAAGUUCAGCAGCCUGUCCACCUUCAUCGCCCACAAGAAGUACUACUGCUCAUCGCACGCGGCCGAGCACAUCAAGUAG